UGCACGCUGACCAUGGCCGGCUGGCGAGCGCGGCGCUGCUGCUGGUCGUGUCCAUGCUGCGAGAAGGGCACGGAUCAGCCAGGCAGCAGGCGCACAACGCACGCCCAUCAUCAGCAACAACGACUGCAGGGUUUGUGGGGCGUGAUCAAUCAGAAUGCGCUUCUGCUGUGCGACCCCACCCGCUUCGAGGCAAGGCAAAUCACAACGCGGGCUGCCUUUGACCUUCUUAUUCCUGCGGCUGAGAAGCUCGGUCGUUGAUGUUGCAAUCCACCAUCCUCCAACUUGACAGACUUUAAGAAAUCGCACCAGCGCACACCGCAUAUUUUGCCAAGAUGCCUCUCUUCGUCCUUUCUCCCGCCUCUUUGGCCCACUCGGCCCUCUUCGCUGGCUACUACAGCUACCUUACAACCAACGUGGUCGCUCUGCGACUCAAGACUGGUGUCUUCAUUGGUCAAGGCGAGGCUGGAUCUGUCCGCGACCCUGCACACAAGGCGUCCGCCUCUGACGCCCAAGACGAGGAGAACCUGAAGCGCGCCGUUCGAUCUGCUGGAAACUUUGCCGAGCACACCCCCUUCGCCUUUUUCCUCAUCUUCCUCUCCGAACUCAACGGUGCCCCAACUGCUGUGGUCCACGCUGCUUACAGCACCCUGUUCUUGGCCCGCGUGGCCCACGAUGUAGGAAUCAAGGCGCCAAAUGCAGUCGGCCUUGGACGUCCGAUCGGUUUCACGGCCACUGCUCUGCUGACCGUCAGUGCGGGUCUUUACAACCUGUCGCUUGGAUGGGAGCCUCUCAAGUCUUUCGCCGGUCUCAAGUAGACAUCUCUAGAUGUGUGUGUCUUCCGCCCCUUUGACUUCGAGGUCCGAAAGCGUGCGAAAUGGCUUUCUCACAACGCGACCUCCAGGUGCAAAUGCGAUCAAUUAGGUUGUGUGGUGCGAUUGGUGUUUUGAUGCAAAAUGCUGAGGAUGUCACGACGCGCUAUAAAGUAUUG
This is a messenger RNA of Ceraceosorus guamensis, 988 nucleotides long. RefSeq lists its product as hypothetical. The coding region runs from base 333 to 815 and encodes 160 amino acids. Gene Ontology annotation, cellular component: membrane. NCBI's taxonomy places the organism in Eukaryota, Fungi, Basidiomycota, Exobasidiomycetes, Ceraceosorales, Ceraceosoraceae. The transcript has 6 exons. The record is from RefSeq and is a predicted model, not a curated record.